Messenger RNA from Gongylonema pulchrum, 258 nucleotides. NCBI's taxonomy places the organism in Eukaryota, Metazoa, Nematoda, Chromadorea, Rhabditida, Gongylonematidae. The record is from the annotation of a GenBank genome assembly.
AUGUUUUUGAAAGAGUUUUUGCUGUUAAUUGCGAGUGGCACCUUCUCGACUGCUUAUCCAACAGAUGCAACAAUAGAAGCUACCGGUACUGAUAAGCUGAUUUGUCUUUAUUUACUAAUGCUUGAAACGGCGAUUAUAUCACUAUUCAUUCAUGCUCGAGCUCCGAGUGGUGGUGUAAUAGAUGGCAGUAACAAUUUUCUUCAUUUGGUGGUUAUUCUGACCAGUGCCGCAUUGCCGGCAUCGUUAGCCUGCUGGUAG